Alosa sapidissima (American shad) is the source of this 878-nucleotide messenger RNA. Its product is annotated as trypsin-3-like. Gene Ontology annotation, molecular function: serine-type endopeptidase activity. Lineage: Eukaryota; Metazoa; Chordata; Actinopteri; Clupeiformes; Clupeidae. The record is from RefSeq and is a predicted model, not a curated record. The coding region runs from base 1 to 735 and encodes 244 amino acids. The transcript has 5 exons. Gene Ontology annotation, biological process: proteolysis.
AUGAAGACCCUGAUUUUGUUGGCUUUGCUCGGAGUGGCUUGGGCCUCCGAUGAGAAGGUGGUGGGAGGUUAUGAGUGCCCCAAGCACUCUGCUCCCUACCAGGUCUCCCUGAGCGACGGCUAUUUCCACUUCUGCGGUGGCUCCCUCAUCUCCAGCCAGUGGGUCGUGUCUGCUGCCCACUGCUACAACUCCCGCAUCACUGUGCGUCUGGGUGAGCACAGCCUCAACUCCAACGAUGGCCCCGAGCAGCACAUCAGCGCUGGCAAGAUCAUCAAGCACCCCUACUACAACGACAACAACCUGGACAACGACAUCAUGCUCAUCAAGUUGAGCCACCCUGCUACGCUCAACAGCUACGUCCAGACCGUGUCCCUGCCCAGCAGGUGCCCCGUGGCCGAUGAGCCCUGCAUGGUGUCCGGAUGGGGAAACACCGCCACUGGUGGCCAAACUAUCAUGCCUGACCGUCUGCAGUGCCUUAGGCAGCCUAUGAUCGACGACCGCAUAUGCAAGAACGCCUACCCCCACCUGAUGACAGAGAACAUGCUCUGCUCCGGCUUCAUGCAUGGAGGAGCCAGCAGCUGCCAGGGUGACUCUGGUGGACCUCUGGUGUGCGGUGGCCAGCUGCAGGGUGUGGUCUCCUGGGGCUACGAGUGUGCUCAGCAGGGCCACCCCAGUGUCUACGCCCGCGUGUGCCGCUACAACAGCUGGAUCCAGAGCGUCAUGAGCAGCAACUAAACACCCAUACAGUACACCCCUCUGCUCCAAUGGGACUAUAGACCCUUUCAAGAGAGUUCCAUUAUCAGCAUCAUAGUUGGCCCCACAAGACUUCCUUUUUAACAUUCCAUAUGUUAUCUUAAUACAGAGGAAGUAGAUUGGGA